Camelina sativa (false flax) is the source of this 537-nucleotide messenger RNA. RefSeq lists its product as uncharacterized. NCBI's taxonomy places the organism in Eukaryota, Viridiplantae, Streptophyta, Magnoliopsida, Brassicales, Brassicaceae. The record is from RefSeq and is a predicted model, not a curated record.
CUCCCGCUCUCUUUCUCUUUGUUUGCCAUGAAUGUUCGGACGGUGUUAAGAUUAUGGCUACUGUAUGCAGUGUUGCUAUUUGAUAGUCAAAGAUAUUCAGUCAAUGCACAGGGUGGUGGUGUAAUAGGAGGCGCAGGGAUUUUGGUUCAGAGAGCCGCGUUCUGUUUUAACAAUAACCUGCUCUACAGAGGGUGCAGUGAGGCGUUCAGACUAAACGCAGGAGGUGAAUUCAAGGUUCCACCAGAGGAAACAGACAAGUUCUGCAACGGUCCUUGUUCCGCGGAGACAGAACUUGUACUUACAUGCAUCAAUAGCGUCAUGUCUGAUUUUGUUUUUUACAAUCGGGCUACCCCAAGAGAUAUUAGGAACACCCUCCGUGGUGGCUGCAGUUCAUCUUUCACACGAGGGAACUUCAAUGUGGGAGACUAUGCUCAGGGACUCUAUUUUGGCAAGGCCGGGAAAAAGCUGCCUGGAUUGUUCAUUGGACUAGUUCUCGGGUUUGUACCGUUGAUCCUGUGAAGCUACUCACAAACCAUA